Gongylonema pulchrum is the source of this 363-nucleotide messenger RNA. The record is from the annotation of a GenBank genome assembly. Lineage: Eukaryota; Metazoa; Nematoda; Chromadorea; Rhabditida; Gongylonematidae.
GUAGCGAUUCAUCCUGGUGUAGUAGAACCUAGCUCCACUGAUUCGCUGAAUAAUGUAACGUGGCGCGAUCGAACAUUCGAUAUCGAAUUCGUCCCGUCAGUAGAUAUGAGGCAUGGCGAGCCAACUGAUGUGCAAUAUCAGUUGAGGAAUAGUGGCGACGAGGCACUGCUAGACUGCCAACUGGAGCUAAUAACGCCACGCGACAAGAUUCAGCUGGUCAAAUAUGAAAAGAUUUUAAAAGCGAUACCACCUGGAGAAUCUGCUUCACUGAAAGUUACGUUUGUUGCGUCUAGUUACAUUGUUGACACCACUGCUACUUUGCAAUUCAAAUGCAUCGAAACUCAACGAAAAUUAAUCAGGUAA